Molecule: messenger RNA, 963 nt
Organism: Strongyloides ratti
Lineage: Eukaryota; Metazoa; Nematoda; Chromadorea; Rhabditida; Strongyloididae
Product: Mitochondrial brown fat uncoupling protein family and Mitochondrial substrate/solute carrier repeat and Mitochondrial carrier domain-containing protein
Exons: 3
Coding region: 1-963 (320 amino acids)
Biological process (GO): oxaloacetate transport; thiosulfate transport; phosphate ion transmembrane transport
Cellular component (GO): mitochondrial membrane
Molecular function (GO): thiosulfate transmembrane transporter activity; oxaloacetate transmembrane transporter activity; sulfate transmembrane transporter activity
Source: RefSeq, a predicted model, not a curated record
AUGAAUUGUUGGUCUUUUUACUUUUUUCUGUUCUUAUUCUUUUCAAUUAUUAAAAGUAAUCUUUCAAACAAUGUUGAAAAAAAUAAAAAUAUAACAUUAGAUAAUUCAAAAGUAAAAAAUAAAAUACUUCAUGGAAAAUGGUAUUUUGGAGGUAUUGCUUCUUGUGGGGCUGCUUUAAUUAGUCAUCCAUUAGAAGUAGUUAAAGUUCACCUUCAAACACAAAAUAGAUAUGAUCCAGAGGCAAAAAAUUUUUUAAGAUUUUAUGUUGGUAUUAGUGGAUCAUUAUUAAGGCAAAUUACUUAUUCAACAGCAAGAUUUGCCUUUUAUGAAUUAUUUAAAUCAACAUUUUUAUCUUUUAAUGAACAAAAUCCUGAUGAUGAUGUACCAUUUAAUUAUAAGAUAAUUUUAGCUGGAAUUGCUGGUGGUAUUAGUGGUUUGAUAGGUGCUCCUGGAGAUUUAGUUAAUGUAAGAAUGCAAAAUGAUAUAAAAGCUUGUGUUAAAGAUAAAAGAAAUUAUAAAAAUGCUUUUGAUGCAAUUUAUGUUAUAAUAAGAGAUGAAGGAUUUUUAACUUUAUAUAAUGGUGCCACAAUGGCAAUGUUAAGAGCAAUAACUAUAACCAUUGGUCAAAUUGCCUUUUAUGAUCAAUUUAAAUAUAUUAUCAUAUCAACAUAUUUAUUUAAUCUUUCAGAUGGUUUUGUUACUCAUUUAAUAUCUUCACUUGGAGCAUCAAGUACAGGAACAUUAUUAACACAACCAAUAGAUGUUAUCAAAACAAGAAUGAUGAAUGCUCAUGUAAAGGAGUGUGGUAGUGUUUAUGAGUAUAUUAUUAAAACAUGGAAAAGUGGACCAUUAAAUUUUUAUAAUGGUUUCAUCCCAGCAUGGAUUCGUUUAGCACCCCAUACAACAUUCAUGUUUCUUAUUUAUGAACAACUAAAAAAUAACUUUGGAUAUUAUAAAAAUUAA